CAGUAUAAAAGGACAGUCCAUCUUCAUCUCUCGAACAGCUUCACCUGAACUGCUCAGUCUUCAGAAAGUCAAAUCCGACUCCAUCUUAAUCAAAAUGAGCCUCUACAGACACCAAAGCUACUGGGACCCAUGCCGUCGUGGAAGCUUCUCUUCUGGCAGCUACUAUGGAGGUUCCGGCCAACGCAUCUGCUACUACCCGCAGACCUCUUACAGCGGUUAUGGCCGUAGCUACUACCCGCAGACCUACUGGGGUGGUUAUGGCCGUAGCUACAUGCCACCCCUCUACUGUGGUGGUUAUGGGUAUGGCCGAGGUUAUUACCCACAACAAAAUUAUGGAGGUUACGGUUACGGUGGCCUCUACGGUCGUAGGUAUGGAUGGGGGUACGGAUCCAGGCGUGGCAGCAUGUCUUGGGGGUAUGGAUCCAGGCGUGGCAGCAUCUGUUACGAGCCCUAUGGCUACAGUUCUGGCGGCUGCUACCCUCUCAAACGAAGGUACAGCUGCAGCAGCAUUGACGGACCCUGCUAAGAUCUGGAGGGACAUUCCAGUGAGAUGCUAAAAGGAAACAUGGACUCGACGACUCUCCGGAUGAACUCCCCCCCCCCCCG
Messenger RNA from Gekko japonicus, 606 nucleotides. Its product is annotated as keratin-associated protein 19-2-like. The record is from RefSeq and is a predicted model, not a curated record. Lineage: Eukaryota; Metazoa; Chordata; Lepidosauria; Squamata; Gekkonidae. The transcript is spliced from 2 exons. Bases 95 to 526 code for a protein of 143 amino acids.